Molecule: messenger RNA, 1831 nt
Organism: Juglans microcarpa x Juglans regia
Lineage: Eukaryota; Viridiplantae; Streptophyta; Magnoliopsida; Fagales; Juglandaceae
Product: protein trichome birefringence-like 14
Exons: 5
Coding region: 390-1766 (458 amino acids)
Biological process (GO): xyloglucan metabolic process; xylan biosynthetic process; plant-type secondary cell wall biogenesis
Cellular component (GO): Golgi apparatus
Molecular function (GO): acetyltransferase activity
Source: RefSeq, a predicted model, not a curated record
UAAAUUUUAAGGUCACUAGAUAAUUAGCUGAAAGAAUCACCGGUUAGCCGUGAAGGUGUUGCGCACUCGAACGAAAGCAAAGCACCAUCUCUCUCUCUCUCUCUCUCUCUCUCAUUUUCAAGUUCCGAAACGAGCUAUGUUUCUCUUUCACUUUCUCUCUAUCCGUAAGCUUUGGAUCUGAGAUCGUGAAAAGGGUUCAGCUGCAACCAUCACAGGUUGCAUCAUGCAAGACAGAACCCACAAGAGGCUUGGAAAUUACAGAUGAAGCCCCCAAUAAUUAUUGCUUCUGAGUAUAUGAUGGACAAUUACUGAAUACAACCUGCAUAGAAAAAUCCGAAGAAGAAUCAAGGUCUGCCCAAGGGAUCUGUAAUUUUAGCAUAUUAGCAGAGAUGAAAGGAGGAAAUAAUUAUAGAUUGAGGGGGAGAAAUCUUUCUCUCACUUUGGCUGUACUCAUUGUAACAACCAUAGCACUUUGGGCUUGGGAAAAAAAUCCUUUUUCUAAUACUCUACCGUCAGCCCAGGAGCGUUAUAUAAUACCUUCAUCAGAGUUUCAUUCGGACACCCGAAAUGAGUCUGCAGUAUCCUGGAAUGCAAUGGAGAAAAUUGGGGAAAAUAGUUCACAGGUGAUCAUUACAGCAGCAGCUAAAGGAGAAGAAAAAAACUUUGGUACUACACCAGUGGAUGCUAUAUCCGCAGGCACUCCUGAAAUGAUAGACAGUACAUCCUCCUCUCAGACUAAAUUCUGCAAUUAUGCUAAGGGUAGAUGGGUUGCUGACAGCCGGAGGCCAUUGUAUUCAGGAUUCGGAUGUAAACAGUGGUUAUCAGGAAUGUGGGCAUGUAGACUAACACAAAGAGAAGAUUUUUCUUUUGAGGGAUAUCGGUGGCAGCCUGAAAAUUGUGAAAUGCCAGAGUUUGAGCGGCUCACAUUCUUAGAAAGAAUGCAGGACAAAACAAUUGCAUUUAUAGGAGAUUCAUUGGGGCGGCAGCAGUUCCAGUCUUUAAUGUGUAUGGCAAGUGGUGGGGAAGAGAGCCCAGAAGUUGAAAAUGUGGGCAAAAAGUAUGGUCUUGUCAAAGCUCGCGGAGCCAUUCGUCCCGAUGGCUGGGCUUAUCGGUUCCCAAAAACCAAUACUACCAUCUUAUACUACUGGUCAGCAAGUCUGAGUGAUUUAGUGCCACUAAAUAUCUCAGACCGAACCACCGAUGUGGCUAUGCAUCUGGACCGUCCUCCAGCUUUCAUGAGACGGUUCCUCAAUCAGUUUGAUGUGUUGGUUCUAAACACAGGACACCACUGGAACAGGGGUAAGCUCAAUGCAAAUCGUUGGGUGAUGCACGUAGAUGGAAAGCGGAAUGAAGACAAGAAACUUGCUGAAAUUAGGAAUGCCAAGAAUUUUACAAUUUAUAGUAUUGUCAGAUGGGUUGAUUCACAACUUCCCUCACAUCCCCAUCUUAAGGUUUUCUUUAGGACUAUCUCACCUAGGCACUUCGUUAAUGGGGAUUGGAACACUGGGGGAACCUGUGAUAAUACCAUUCCAUUGUCAGGUGGAAGUGAAGUUGUGCAGGAUGAGUCAAGUGAUCCUGUUGUUGAGGGUGCUGUAAAGGGCACAAGAGUAAAGAUUUUGGAUAUAACUGCAAUUUCUCAACUGAGAGAUGAGGGUCACAUGUCCCACUACAGCAUUAGAGGAACUACUGGUGUAAACGAUUGCUUACAUUGGUGCCUACCCGGUAUUCCAGACACAUGGAAUGAGCUCCUCAUUGCACAGAUAUAGCGAUUGAAUUUGCUAUUCUUUAGGGUCUGAUAUGGCCAUUUUUCUCUUAUAUAAUUAUACUUCUU